AACACUAGAGCACAAGAGUCACAGCAUUUGAAUGAGUUGACAUCAUCCUCUAUCUCCCAAUUCUGGUAAAUUCGUAUACUUGUUGUCGGUGUAUUAUUAUGAGAAACUUUGCACUUCACCACUACCUAAGUAGGCGACGAAAUUCUCACAAAACCCUCAACGCAUCCACUUUAGCAGCAUUACCAGUACCUCCUCCUCCUCCUCCUCCUCCUCCUCCUCCUCCUCCUACCUUUCCAAUUCGAACCAAAAGGCGCGCUUUACUCGACCUCUUACAACCACGCGACCACUCCGACAAACCCAUUUUCUACUACAACGCAAUUCAUGCCCAGAUUCUCCUCUCCGGCUUUCGAGACGAUGUUUUUCUUGCUAAUCUUCUCUUGCACUCCUAUGCCAAAUCUGGCUCUGUUAUUUACGCGCGGAAACUGUUUGAUAAAAUGCCUGAAAGGAACUCGGUUACUUGGUCUUCCAUGGUUUCUAUGUAUACCAAGCAUGGUAAUUAUGAACAAGCAUUGCUUAUGUUUUCGGACUUCUGCAGGAAUUCCGAUGGGCACCCGAAUGAGUAUACGUUGGCCAGUGUUAUCCGCGCUUGUACGCAGUUGGGAGGGAUUGAUCAAGGUGCCCAAGUGCAUGGUUUUGUUGUCAAGACUGGUUUUUAUCAGGAUGUUUAUGUGGCUACUUCUUUAGUCGAUUUUUACGUCAAAAAUGGCCAUAUAGAUGAAGCUGACCUGAUUUUUGAGGGUUUGAACGUGAAAAGUGCAGUUACUUGGACCAUAAUGAUAGCAGGGUAUGCAAAAUGUGGAGAAAGUGAAGUGUCCUUGAAAUUGUUUUACCAAAUGAGAGACACCGAUGUUCUUCCUGACAAAUAUGUUCUGUCUAGUGUCCUGACUGCAUGUUCUGCGCUCAAAUUCAUUGGAGGCGGCAAGCAAAUCCAUGCUUAUGUGCUUAGAAGGGGAACCGUAAUGGACGUUUCAGUGGUUAAUGUGCUUGUAGAUUUUUAUACCAAGUGCGGUGAAGUGGAGGCAGCAAAGAAGUUAUUCGAUAUGAUUGUAGUCAAGGACCUCAUUUCGUGGACCACGAUGAUAGCCGGGUACAUGCAGAAUUCAUUUGAGCGGGAGGCUGUUAAGUUAUUUUCUGAAAUGGCCGGAUUGGGUUGGAAGCCGGAUGGAUUUGCAUGCAGUAGCAUUCUUACUUCGUGUGGUUCACUUGACGCUCUUAAUCAGGGGAGAGAAGUCCAUGCGUAUGCUAUUAGAGUCCAUCUUGUUUAUGAAGCUUAUGUGAAGAAUAGUUUGAUUGAUAUGUAUGCAAAAUGUGAUUCCCUUACUGAUGCAAGAAGAGUAUUUGAUUCAAUGACUGAUCAUAAUGUUGUGUCUUACAAUACGAUGAUCGAAGGAUACUCAAGACAGGAUAAGCUGUCUGAAGCGCUGCAUCUUUUCAAUGAGCUUAGACUUAGAUCGUUCCAGCCGAGUCUCUUGACGUUCGUCAGCCUUCUUGGUAUCUCAGCUGCUUUAUUCACGUUGCAGUUGAGCAAGCAAAUCCAUGGUUUGAUCACCAAAUAUGGGUACUGUUUGGAUGUAUUUUCUGGCAGUGGUCUGAUAGAUGUUUAUUCAAAGUGCUCAGGUAUUAGAGAUGCUAGACUUGUAUUCGAUGAGAUGUAUGAGAAAGACAUUGUAGUGUGGAAUGCGAUGUUUUGCGGAUACACGCAACAGAUGGAAAGUGAAGAGGCUCUUAGACUGUACACAGAAUUACAAUUAUCGAGACAAAAUCCUAAUGAAUUUACUUUUGCAGCCCUAAUCUCAGCAGCCAGUAACCUGGCAAGUAUGCAGCAUGGCCAACAGUUCCAUAACCAGCUCAUUAAGAUGGGUCUUGACAGUGAUCUGUUCGUCACAAAUGCCCUUGUGGAUAUGUAUUCCAAGUGUGGAAGCAUUGAAGAGGCUUGCAAAAUAUUUAAUUCAAAAGUUUGGAGUGACGUUGCCUGUUGGAAUUCCAUAAUAUCAACAUAUGCUCAACAUGGAGAAGCAGAAGAAGCCCUUCUGAUGUUUGCAAGAAUGAUGAAGGAGGGAAUAAAACCCAACUAUAUCACAUUUGUGGGUGUGUUAUCAGCUUGUAGCCAUGCUGGCCUUGUGGAAGAUGGACUUCGCCACUUUGAAUCAAUGCCUCAGUUUGGGAUUGAUCCAGGAACUGAACAUUAUGCUUGCAUAGUGACUCUCCUCGGUCGUGCUGGCAAAUUAUUUGAAGCUAAGGAAUUCAUUGAGAAAAUGCCGGUAAAACCAGCAGCAAUUGUAUGGAGGAGCUUGCUCAGCGCGUGCACUGCUGCCGGUAAUGUUGAAUUGGGAACAUAUGCAGCAGAGAUGGCAAUUUGGAAUGAUCCAGUGGAUAGUGGAUCAUAUAUCUUACUUUCAAAUAUUUAUGCAUCCAGAGGUAUGUGGGCUGAUGUCAAGGCGGUGAGGGAAAAAAUGGACAAUGAUGGGGUGGUGAAAGAAACCGGCUGUAGUUGGGUUGAAGUGAAUAAUGAAGUUCAUACAUUUGCUGCAAGAGAUAGAACACAUCGUGAGGCAGAUCUAAUUUUUUCAAUUCUAGACAAUUUGAUUCUGCAGAUUAAGGGUGUUGGUUAUGUGCCUGAUAUUACGACACUUGUGAUGAAUGACUGAGAUGAGACAUGGUGUGGUAAUGCUCAGUGAAACGGACAUUAUGAGCUCUUGAUAAACCAUGAAAUGAAAAUUUGCACUGUGCAUCUUUUUGAAGUGAAGCUUGAGCUUGACGGGAGCAAAUCUUGGGCUCCUUCUGAUUGGCUAGUUUAUCAGAAUGUGAAAAGCAGAAAUUUCCUUGCGAUGCCAUUUUGAUGAAACGGAGCUGUCCUUGGUCAAUUUUUGCAGUGAUUGCAUCUUGCUUUACAGAUGUGUCUCCCAUAUCUUGCAUAACAGACUGGCUGGAAAUUACUGCAACAAGGAAAACUUCAUCCACUAAGGUGAAUGAUAUUGCUUCAAGAAUUGCAGAAAAUGUUAGAGCGGCCGUGGAAGCUACUAAUUCCCUGCAGCAGGAAGUAAAACCCUUUUUUAAUUACAGUAAGCAAAAUUCAAAAUGAAGGUGGCUUCUAAAACCCAUCCCAAGAGAUCCCUCAGAUGCUUCAGUUUCUUAUAUUUUGAAUUCUCUUGGGUGUCCAUAUACAUUUGAUUCCCAGGGCCUUAUGUCUAAAGGGGAAUGCAGAACUUGGUGAAAGUAUGAAUGUUUCAAGUGAUUCUGAGGAAGGGUCUGCUUUGCUGUCCAAGAUGGUUGCAGUUGUUUGCGAGUAACACUUGUUCUGCCCUUGUUUAGGGCAUUUGGAAGGUUCCUUCCUUCAUGUUCUCUCUUACCUUUCAUUCGUGCUCGCGAGGUAUUUUCACAACUACGCCUAUCUGAAGCCUCAGCGCAUUCGGGUUCGUUUUCUACCAGGAUUAAGGAAGAAGCAACCCGCUUGCAGGCAAACGCUGGAUCACAAGUCCCGUUUAAUAAGCUGGUCAAGCACAUUAUUGCAGGGAACUUGAUCUGAAGAAUUUUGCUUAUCUGGGAGAUGAGGUUCAAACUUACUGCACAAAUAGUUCGUGCUGAUGGUCAAGAUGACAUCUGCUUUCGGUCAUGUAUUCAGAGAGAUGGGCUCAUUCCUAACCACACAUAUAUUCCCCCAACUUAACCACCUAUUGCUAUGUGUUGCGUUUUUAUCACAAAAAUCUCGGUGUUGUAGGAGUAGAAUCAUACACAUAUAUUGUAUUUUAUUUUCUCAAUUGCCCGAUGGGAACUUACAUUCAACACACCCCUCACGUGGGACCAUCACUCAGUGGGCAACACUUGCAACCAAUCCCACAUCAGACUUUAAGCGUAGAAACGUGGUGUUACAUUAAAAUUAGUAACUUGGGCACAACAUGGACCCACAAGACAAUCGAACCCGCUCUGAUAUC
Messenger RNA from Malus domestica (apple), 3932 nucleotides. Its product is annotated as pentatricopeptide repeat-containing protein At4g39530. The record is from RefSeq and is a predicted model, not a curated record. Gene Ontology annotation, molecular function: protein binding. Lineage: Eukaryota; Viridiplantae; Streptophyta; Magnoliopsida; Rosales; Rosaceae.